CACGCGGGUCACAAGGCAACCGUUACCGCGCCGCGUCCGAUACCCCGUUGCGUUAAACGCCUCGCCUUUAGACGCAAUGCGGCGUUUUUCUCGAACGGCCCGAAGGCUGUCCAGAGAGCUUUUCAAACAGGAAAAUCGUUUUCCGAGCAAGUCCCGUUUGAGCGCUCCUUACAACCUGAAACUUCAAGAUAGCAGCGCGUCUUCCCUGUCACGCGAACAUUUCCAUUCCAGAGGAUUUGCUGCUGCGGUUGAUCCCCCAUCUGCUGAAGGAAGAGUCACCCAGGUAAUAGGCGCUGUUGUCGACGUCCAAUUUGACGGUGAUCUUCCGCCGAUUAUGAGCGCUCUCGAAGUGGACGGUCACGAAAUUCGACUGGUGCUCGAGGUAGCCCAGCAUCUUGGAGAGAAUACCGUGAGAACGAUUGCAAUGGACACGACUGAAGGUCUUGUACGCGGCCAAGGCGUCCUAAACACCGGAAAUCCCAUUCAGGUUCCGGUUGGCCGCGCUACUCUUGGUCGAAUUAUGAAUGUAAUUGGUGAGCCCAUUGACGAAUGCGGGCCAAUUGAAACCGCGUCGUCGCUGGCAAUCCACCGCGAAGCACCACCUUUCGUGGAUCAAAGUACCGAAAUGGAGAUGCUCGUUACGGGCAUUAAGGUAGUUGACCUGCUAGCCCCGUACCAGAAAGGUGGUAAAAUUGGUCUGUUCGGGGGUGCAGGGGUCGGGAAGACUGUUUUUAUCAUGGAGCUUAUCAAUAAUAUUGCGAAGGGUCACGGCGGGUUUUCUGUCUUUGCUGGAGUUGGUGAGCGCACACGCGAAGGGAAUGAUCUUUACCACGAAAUGAUUGAAGGUGGCGUAAUUAAACUUGGCGCUCAAGCAAGUGAUUCGAAGUGCACUUUAGUGUAUGGUCAAAUGAACGAGCCACCCGGUGCCCGUGCCCGCGUUGGCCUCACAGGGCUCACGGUCGCAGAGUAUUUCCGUGACUUUGAAGGCCAAGAUGUCCUCCUGUUCGUUGACAACAUCUUCAGAUUUACACAGGCAAACUCCGAGGUAUCAGCACUACUUGGGCGUAUUCCGUCUGCUGUUGGCUAUCAACCUACUCUGGCAACCGAUCUUGGUGGCCUACAAGAGCGCAUUACCACCACCAUGAAAGGUUCGAUCACUUCCGUGCAGGCUAUCUAUGUGCCCGCGGAUGACUUGACGGAUCCCGCACCUGCGACAACGUUUGCCCACCUUGACGCCACAACAGUCUUAUCUCGUGGAAUUGCUGAACUUGGCAUCUAUCCUGCAGUUGACCCCCUUGACUCGACUUCACGCAUGCUCUCUCCACUUGCACUUGGAGAUGAGCACUACGCUACUGCACGUGGUGUUCAAAAAGUUUUACAAGAUUAUAAAAAUUUACAGGAUAUCAUUGCGAUUCUCGGCAUGGAUGAACUAUCAGAAGAAGACAAAAUGACAGUUUCCCGUGCUCGUAAGGUCCAACGUUUUCUGUCGCAACCUUUUCAUGUGGCAGAGGUGUUCACUGGAACCCCGGGAAAGUAUGUUGACCUUAAAGAUACCAUCUCUGGCUUCAAAGGUCUCCUAGGUGGUCAGUAUGAUGAUCUCCCUGAAAUGGCCUUCUACAUGGUAGGUGAUAUCAAUGAAGUUAUAACUAAGGCCGAUGAGCUCGCGAAGCAGGUUUCGUAAGUAUUUGUUCCAGAGGUCCUCAAAUGUGUGUAAACAGAACAUUAGUGCGUUUAACGUGCAGAUCCUUCCUAGAUGUAUUUCAAUUCAUAUAUUCUGGUUCGUAGAUCGGAUCGUGCAGAAGUUCCUCAACACCUUCUAUGUAGACUGUGCAACAGCCGUAGAGUACAUCUUUUCUGUAACAGGUUCACCUAGAGAAAAACCAUACUUUUGUGCGAAGAAUCAACAGGAUACACAAAAUCAAUCUCAUUUGUAUUAAUGAGCUGAAAAUAUAUGCCGUGAGCUUUCGUCUACAGUACACAAAAGUGACCACUCCGUCUGUCAGUAGCAGCACAGAGAUACAAAACAAAGCAAGUCACUGUAAAAAUAUUUCCCUUGCUCGAAACAGGACGACAGAAACAUAGCUUCAACUUCUCUCAAAAUUUCUUACGUAGGGGACUCAAAACGGACAGGAUUUGUCAGGGUCGUCCGAUUGUGACUCGAUCCAUGUGUCCAGUGACACAACACCAGAGGGCCUGAAACUUGGAAGCUCUGAGCCAGUGACACAACCAGCUUUCCCCCUCAAAGGAUCCCCAGGAACCUGUGGUGUUAAGAAGUCUGGUAUAUCAUCGUCUUCAAUAAUUUGUUGCAGAGCACUGUACUGGUCGGAGCCAGCUUGAAAUAUUUUUAUUUUGCUUUGGGUAUGAGGUGCGAGAAUGGGUUUAAUAGCUGCCCAUAUGUAAUCGAACACAGAAGGAGUGUUAAGCACAUAAAUAGCUUUAGAUAGCUCUGGAUAAUUGUAGGCUGCAACUGAGUUAAUUGUCUUGAACACAUACAAACAGCGCAAGGCAGACAUGCCGACGCCGUCAAGGUCGACAAGGACAACCUGUUUAUCCAAAAUUUCCAUAUUGUCUGUGAUAUCUAUAGUUGUUUCACUGUCCAAAUCCUCGUGAGACAAUCUUUCAAGUUUCGGGGUUGUUACACCUGCAGAACUACCCUUCGUUAAAUUCUGUAAGAGACCUCUUUUAUGGGCAUCAGGUAUGAUGGACCUCGUGAGAUGUUCGCCGCGAAUUAUUGAGCUAUACACGUGACAUUCCUCUGCGGUGCUCGCUGCGAGACUGCCGUCACCCUGACCAAGUCUUAGCACAUAAACAGGGAAGCCCUGUUUUGAAUAGCAGUGGAAUGGUGUGGACGGAAUUAUCUUUCGGCUGUCACUCAGCAAAUCCCAUCGCGGUUUGGCCUUCAAAAUGCUGUCGACCCCUACUACAUCACCUACACUUACUGUCUGACGCCAGUGCAAAGUAUCCCGGAGCAUUUUUUCUGCCUCGUCUACUUUGUAUUUGCGUGCAACAAGGAAGCGGCGAGCCGUGGCUUUACGAUUUCCACACGGGCACAUGCUGAGAGGAAUUCCCUCGCCUUCCGAGCCAAAGCGGGAGUAGAGUUCAUCUACUACCUCCCUCCAGUUUUCGGGGUGAGGAAACUCAUGAAAUAUGCUGCGCUCAAAAAAACUUGUCGUCAAAGAAUAGUGUCGAUGCCGAGUGAAGAAAAACUAGCCCAAACAAAGCGAGGAGCUGCUGGAUGGCGGAACUUCAUGAAUGUUAUUGGCUCCAAACCAGUUGGAAAACAUACGAUCGGA
Micromonas pusilla CCMP1545 is the source of this 3293-nucleotide messenger RNA. Its product is annotated as H+-or Na+-translocating f-type, v-type and A-type ATPase superfamily. Gene Ontology annotation, molecular function: ATP binding; ATP hydrolysis activity; proton-transporting ATP synthase activity, rotational mechanism. Lineage: Eukaryota; Viridiplantae; Chlorophyta; Mamiellophyceae; Mamiellales; Mamiellaceae. The record is from RefSeq and is a predicted model, not a curated record. The transcript has 6 exons. Bases 77 to 1681 code for a protein of 534 amino acids. Gene Ontology annotation, biological process: proton motive force-driven mitochondrial ATP synthesis; proton transmembrane transport.